Cylindrotheca closterium is the source of this 2643-nucleotide messenger RNA. NCBI's taxonomy places the organism in Eukaryota, Bacillariophyta, Bacillariophyceae, Bacillariales, Bacillariaceae. The record is from the annotation of a GenBank genome assembly.
AUGAUUUUAGGGCAAAGUCCUCGUCGAAGUAGCUCUUUGCGAAUCUUCGUACCUCGAAAGGGACAGCAACAAAUCUUCAGACGCUCUCAAGGAUCACGCAUUAUUCAGAAGAGUCAUAAGCGACACUUGCACGAUGGUCAGAAUGACAAGAAGCACCAAACACCAAUUUCCGUCGCAACGCCACUGGUAUUUGCUCCAAAACCAAGCUCGAAACAGUCAAUUCAUUCCUUGAAAGGCACUGCCUCCAUACUCGACCCAAAGUGGGCACACUUGUCACCUUGCAUCGGUGCGGCUCUAUCCACUUCUCCAUUGAUUGGUAAUUUGAUCAAGCUGGCAUCACGAUAUUCUCCGGAGAAUGAUGACAGCAGUGCUACUGAUCAUGAUGAUGAUGAUGAUGAUGACGAUGAUGAUAACGAAUCAUCUCCCUCCAGCCAUCACCGAAAACGUUUGUACGAUACCGCCACACUCGCCAAUCAGGUCUUUUUUCAAAUCAUGCCGGAAUCCUCCUUGUUUCUCAAGAGGACCAAAUCCAUGCCGGCUGCCUAUCUAACACCGCGACUGAUUGGUACGAUUGUGGGACGUUCCACCAUCGUGGCCAAAGCAAUGGACAUUAACACUAUCCGUGACUACCUUCGAAACGAGUUUGAUAUUCGUUCCAACAAGAUUGGGAAUAAAUGGACUGGCGUUUCGUUGAAUCGGUGGGUGGAUCUCUUUCGCUUAAGCAGCCAUCAUCAUCAUCAUCAUCAUCAUCAUCAUCAUCAUCAUCAUCAUCAUCAUCAUCAUCAUGAGGAGGAGGAGGAGGAGGAGGAGGCGUCAACUACUCCUAAUUUGGAUUGGAUGCCCCUUUCAAUCUGGUCCGUGGCCUUGUGGGAAGUCAGUCAUAAUCUACCACCAGACAAUACCCAAACACCCCAAGAGAGUUGGCUGGAAUAUUUGCUCGAGUGUGAUGCCCAUGUACAGCAGCAAUUUGGUUCAGACGAGUCCAUCUUUCGUAAAGAGGACGACUUGGCGCAGGCGUUAAAGCGCAGAGAUCCAUCGGCAAUGAAGAAAUGGCAGGAACAAACCUUUUGUGCCAACCGAGACCUGAGAGAGGCGAAUUUCCAAGACUCGAUGGAUCAGCUGCUGGAGAUUUGGGAGGGAACGACGACAAGUUGUGAUGGAUUGAGCAGCGAAGACUGGACUAAAGCUAGUUUGGCCUUGGAAAUUGUUUGCGCGUCUGUUGCUUUGGGCCAAAAAGUAUCAGGUUCCGGUACAAUAAGUGCACCAUCGAAUGGCAAGAAGGACACGACGAAGCUGUCCGAUAAACCAGUCGUUCCGAAUGGAUAUUUCAGUGUCGAUGAAGGGGAUUUGAAAGCAGACUGUGUCGAAGUUACUAUUCGAGAAAUCAUUGAUCUUUUGCUAUGGAAUGAAGACAUUGGCGCGAUGGAUCUUUUGCGACUCCCAUCCACAGCAUCUGCUGAUCUCAAAAUCUUUUAUGAAAGGCUCGAUCAGCCUGAAGCUGCUGCCUUUGAUGUUGGACAGGAAUGGUUCAACAUUUUGAGUGGGCUACCUGGAUGCGACUAUUUGGCAGUCGGAAAGGUUCGAGGGAUACCUUAUGAACUAGCACCUACAAUGGACAAUGUGGCCCGAGUUUGCCAAAGCCUUGUGAUGCACGGUGGCACUAAUGCGCCUGACUCGACCACGGGUCUCGGUAGCAUUUCUGAAGAAUCGUCACAUUGGAAGUCGCUCGAAGAUGUUGCCAAUGGAUGGAAGGGUGGACCUCCGUUGCACGUGCAAAGCGAUGCUCUAAUUCACCAGGACGCUUCGAAUCCUGGUGGUGAUUCCAAAAAGUAUGAGAUUGCCACGCUUCAAGUCGAGGGCAAUCCCAACUGUAUUGAGAUUCGAAUGCGCUGCGACUGGGCUCAGAAAUCUGGAUUCAGUGCUGUCACUCAUUUGAAAGAGGGCAGAUCCAUAUAUGAUAAUAAAAGGAAAGAGACAAUGCGGUCACUUUUGCAGUCAAAGGGUGCUAAUGCCACCAAAUCGUUUUCAUUUGGCCAGCUUGGCAAUCUCCUUGCGCUUUCACAGAAUUCAGAUCUGGGGCUGCUGUCGCCUCUUGUUGUCAAGAACAAAGACAAAGGUGACUUAGAUUUACUACUACUGGAUUUGCUUGUCACAAGAUUUGGUUGUGAUCGCCGAGGGAUUGUCAGCCACUUUUCAAACUCUGACCCAAUGCAGCAACGCGCUCGGCAACAAGAAUUUGAUCGUCAGCAGACCGAACAAAACCAUGAUUUACUUCGAAGUGCGCUGCAUCAAAUCUGCGACCUCUGCGACCAUGAUAGAGAGCUCUGUAAGAUGCUCUUGAUCUCUUUCCUUCAGGAAUCUGCAGACGUGGUAGAAUCAUCGUCUGGGAAUGCUACUGGUACUGUGGAUGUGGAUGAAAGUCUCGAGGUGAAAAUCGCAUCUCUCCCGCAAGAUAUCUUGUCAUCGAGUCUCGCCCAGCAGGCACUCUGGAAUUCCAGGUCUGGAAUCAUUCGAGGGAAAGUUCUUGCUGCGUGUGCCGAAUUGAAAUCCGGCACUAUCUCUUGGUGGGAUGUUCUUUUAAGUGACUUUAGUCCAAGCGAAAUCAUCUCAGUUUUAGCACUCCUGCGUGCAUCUCACGGAUGA